Messenger RNA from Rhagoletis zephyria (snowberry fruit fly), 2939 nucleotides. RefSeq names its product Suppressor of Cytokine Signaling at 16D (gene Socs16D). Gene Ontology annotation, molecular function: 1-phosphatidylinositol-3-kinase regulator activity. Gene Ontology annotation, cellular component: phosphatidylinositol 3-kinase complex. Gene Ontology annotation, biological process: phosphatidylinositol phosphate biosynthetic process. Lineage: Eukaryota; Metazoa; Arthropoda; Insecta; Diptera; Tephritidae. The record is from RefSeq and is a predicted model, not a curated record.
UGAAAACAAUGUUAAGUUUUACAUUGUUUACUAGUAUAGGUCGUUUCACAUAUUUAGAAAAAUUUCUAGUUUGCCGGUUUAGUGAAAUGGAAAUCUAAGGUAAAGGUUUGAAUUGCUUUUGUAUGCAGAAAUCGUUUACAAAUGGUGAUGUGAAGGAACUUUAAAACCAAAAGCAAAUACUAGUAUGUGUCAAAAUUCCACGUCUGGUAUGAAGUUUAAAAUAUUGAAGAGUAUUUUUUUAAAUGGACGUAUUAAAAAAAUUGGGUACCAAAACACUCAUUAACCAUUGUUUGUACUUGUACAUCAGAUACAAUUAUUCACAGGUAUUCCCAGAAAGUUUUGCCUCACAUAGACAUUCGUGUCGCAUUAAUUUGAUUUUGACGCAACUCUUUUGAUUAUUUUUAUAAUUUUCAAAACAAAAAGGUGAAACGGAGUUGGCAUUGCUGAACGGCGACAUACAUAUCAGCCACAUACAAGCAGGGAGGCCUUCUUCGCUUCGUGGGACGGCGUGACCAUCAAAUUAUAAAAUUUAUCGAAAAUGGAUACAGCAAUUAAAAUUGAGGAUUCCAACUGUAAUGUUCAUCAGUCGUCUGCAUUUAAUAAUAGUUCUUCGAUUUCUGCUAUUUUACAAAUGUGUCAAUCAAGUUGUAAUGAUUAUGCCGGUAUUCUUCCCGCUCAUCCACAUGACAUUAUUAGCGUAAAUAGUGUUGAACUUAAUGCACAAACAUCGUUAAGUGAUGACUCUGGUGUUCCACUUACUACAAACAGCUCAAUAUCUAGUGGAGAUUCGUAUCGAAUGGGCUUAUGCAGGCAUGAAGUUGAAAUUGUUGAAAGUGAUGGUGAAGUCUCUCAGUUUGAUUCACUUGAUAAUUGCUCCGAAGGGGGAAUGAGCGCGGAAAAUUUCAAUACAUUAAAAAAGGGCCCCUCGGCACCAAUAGACCCCCCCAUAGAAUUUCAAGACUCACCUAAUAUAGCAGUUGGCCGGUCCAUUAAACAGCAACUGAGGCGUUUAUCAUCUUCACAUUCAUCUCUAGAACAAUCAAAAGACUCUGAACGUAAUGAAAGCAAUAUCCGAGUGGACAGAAUUUUUUGUAAAGACACAGAUAUAGAAGUGGCUGCUCAAUAUUUUGAUAGAACACGUAAAGAACUUUACCUCAUGAGGAAACCUAUAUACUCAAGUGACUCAAUUCUUAGCAAUAAUAUGGAAAACGCUUAUGAUGAGCCCAAUAACGCGAUAGGCAAUUAUGGUUUUGACAAUGCUCAAAUGACGGAGCCGCAUACGUUUUCAGUUUCACCACCUUUACCACCAGCAUCACAUACUUCUAUUGAACAAAAAAAAGAUAUAUGUUCAUAUUAUCAAGACCAAACUAAGUACUUUAAGGCAAUAACAUCGGAACAAGAUAGCAUAAUAAGUGCUGCACAUAAGUUCAAUACAUCUGGUCUAUCUGAAAUCCACGAUUAUGAUCUAUACUAUGGAUUAAAGAGAAACACGUUUCAAUGCGAAAACGGCAUACAAAAAAAUGUACUUUACAGUCCUCGAAAUCUUUCAAAUUAUUGUCACGGUCACCACGUUUAUACAGGAACAAAUGGGUCUGCAAAUAGACCAAAUUCUAGGAACUCUCUUAACAGCAGACUCUCUAGUUCACAUAACUCAUUACGCACAUCAUCUGCAAAUAAACCUGACGAUUCCAUAUUCAUUACUCAGGCAAUGUCGCAUGAUGCGUUACUAACAAGGGAAAUAUCUGAUUUUUACAACGUGCCUAUAGAUUCUGAUAUAUAUGCUCUACCAAUAGAUAUGGUAAAAACAGAUAAAUAUAGCGGAGUGCAAAACAAAGAAGAUACAAUUAAAGAAUAUAAAAAACUGAAUAAUUUAAUUUUAACUGAGGAAGGGUACUGUAAACAUUCAAAAUUAAGUCGCAAGAAUAAUAAAAACAAACGAAAAAAACGUAACAGCGAUUAUUAUGAAAGCGACAUGACAAACGCAUUUACAUCUACGAAUAAAAAGUCGGCUAAUUUAGAUUCGACGGAGGAUUAUGGUAUACAUAAUGAUGGUCAUACGUUCUUAGAAUUGGGCGAACCACAAGAACGACUCCAGAUGACGUUGAAUGAAGUGAAAAAAUAUUACCACACGCUUUACUCUAGUACAAAUAACUCAACAGAUAAAAAUAAUGAGUCGGUAAAAACUGAUAUAGUAAAACGUUCUAAUGAAACAAUAUGGAGUGAAUCGUCUCCAAGGUUACAAAAUAAUCUUUGUUCUAUUAAAGACAGUGAAUUCAAGUUAAGCGCCAGGACUUUUAAAAACUGUAAUGAAAAUAAUGACACAAUUAACAACAACAACAUAAAUAAAAUCGUCUUUUCUGAUAACUAUAACAUUACCCAAAACCGGCUAAUAAAGGUCGAUGAAGUAGAUUCAUCCUUCCAAGUUAUACGAACUGAAAAAAAAACACAGUUUUCUCUUAAUUUGAAGAAAAAGUUUUGUAAUAUAUUUCGUAUUCGCCGAACUCAACGGCCAUUCCAAACAAACCCGUCGAGUACGGAACCCAUGACUGUCAGUCGGGAUCGUCGACACACUGUAGAGAAGCAUAAGAAAUUUCAAUCAAGAGCAUUACCUCCCUUACCCAAAAAGGCUGAGCCGUUAAAUCCGCAAUGCAAAGGAAAUUCAAAGAAGAAACAGGAAUACCGAUCCCAACAAUUUACUUCCAGCAUCGAAAAAGUGAAGGAUUACGGAUGGUACUGGGGUCCUUUGUCAAGCGAAGCAGCGGAGAAAGUCCUCUCUACCGAACCAGAUGGAAGUUUCAUUGUACGAGACAGUUCUGAUGAUCAUUAUAUAUUCUCCUUGAGCUUUAAACUAAAUAAUUGUGUCCGCCACGUUCGAAUAGAGCAAGAUCAAGGUAAUUAUUGCCAUUAAUAUUUAUAAUAAAAUGUUUUCUAAUAAAACA